AUUCUCCGCCUGUCAUCUCUGUCUGCCUAAGUCUCUCCUUCCUCUCCGUGUGUGUGUGUGUGUGUGUGUGUGUGUGUGUGUGUGUGUGUGUGUGUGUAUGUGUGUGUGUGUGUUACUCUCCCCUUGUCUCACUCUCCGCGCGUCUGCUUGUCUCCCCUGACCUGUGAGUGUGUGUGCGUGCGUGUGUGGACAGUAUGUGUGUGCGCGCGCGCGUGUAUGUCCCUCCCUCUCUCUUCUCCCCUGAACUCUUUCAAAUGUGACACAUCCCGCGGGGUGAAGCUGGCGGCCCCAGAGUAGGCGCCGCCAGGGCGGAGCAACCAAGCGCACCCGAGCCUCGGAGCCGAGCGGGAGCUGGAGCGCGGAGGCACCGCACACCCAGCUGGCCAGGGAAAGAAGAGAAGGGGCAAUGGGCGGCGGCCGGCUAUCUGGGCGGCAGUGGCUUGCCACGGCCAGCGGCCCAGCUCGGAGCUCUCCCUGAAGGAGGUAGCUCAGGAUUCCCCUGCUUCCAGGAGUCCCCAGUUCCUGGGGUAUGGGCUGGACCGCAAAGGAUAGGAGCGCGCCCGGGUCUAGCCCCGGCCCGGCCCCAGGGGACCGAGCAUCUAGCUGGUUGGCCAAGAUGCGCCCAGGGCGCUCUUAAGCAGAGGCGAGCGGCAGCCCCCGGCCCGGCUUUAGGUUAGCUGCUGGCUCUCGGCUACCCUUCCCCGCCUCUUGACCCCGGGCCCGAUCCCAUGGGGGCCGGGCCCUGCCCCUCCCAGUCCCACUGCGCCCCGCCCAGCCCCGCCGAGAAGGCAGAGAAGGAGAGACGCCUGGCCCCCUCUCCGCCCCCCGCGGUGUCGCCCAGGAGCUCAGGGCGCAUGGAGAGGACCGCGGCAGGCUGCGUGUGCCCGGACGAGCAGAGCAUCCUUCCCUGUAAGAAGGAGGAGCUGCAGUGUGACAACGGGCUGUGCCUGCUGAACUGGCUGCGCUGUCACUACAAGAAGGACUGUAGUCGGGACUACAUGUCCAUCAAAAUCACCUGCUCCAAAAUUCACUCCAACCAGAGCGGCCCCAUCAACGAGUACCCAGUCUUCACCGAGAGCACUGGUGACCCCAGCCUGCUGGUGUCUCCUCUGCUGGUGGCUGGGGUGGUCAUCGGCCUGGUGCUAUUUCUAUCCUGUGUGACCAUCAUUGUGGGCAGCCUGAGGAAGGAUGGGCGACUCCGGAACCACCCACACCUGAGACGGGACCCCACCUAUGCUCCAGAUGGCUUCUCCUAUGGAGGCUCUGUUGGAGAGCUGAGAUCCACCUGCAUUGAGGAGUUUCCUCCCGCCUUCGACUUUGGUGCCUACAUGGAGACAUUGUCCCAAGUCAAUGUGUUGUAUCCAGACUCACCUCCAGGGUAAGAAAUUCUCAAAGAUCUUAGAAUCAAAGAAUCACUGAAUUUAGAGAUAAUUUCAUCAGAGAAUUUUAAGUUAGUCCAAAUGCCCUCAUUUUAUGGAUGAGGAAAGUAAGGCUCAUUAAGUCAGUAAUAAAUAGCAAUGGUAGGAUUCAAACACAGGUCUUCUGUUUUCAGAGCUUUCCAUUUAAGUUUUAUGAAAUAAAUAAACUUAUCAGAUAUUUCCACGUCCUCAUUUAGCCUAAUAAUAAGACUAUAAGGUAUAAAUAGCACAAAUGUGUUAGCCCCUUUUACAGGUGAGAAAACCG
Monodelphis domestica (gray short-tailed opossum) is the source of this 1683-nucleotide messenger RNA. It is a transcript of the gene BEAN1, whose product is annotated as brain expressed associated with NEDD4 1. The record is from RefSeq and is a predicted model, not a curated record. Lineage: Eukaryota; Metazoa; Chordata; Mammalia; Didelphimorphia; Didelphidae. Gene Ontology annotation, molecular function: protein binding.